AUGUCCACACUUAAAUCAUUGUAACGUCAAGCAAUAAGCAUAUUAUAAUUUACCUAAGUACUUGGUCUUUCGCAUAUUGGUUGUGAAAUUAAGUGAAAACAUGACGGUGGACGUGCUCACACCUUUUGUGUACUGGGCACAGACCGAUAAAAAGAUUAAUCUCAAAGUCGACCUGACUAACGUUAAGGAUGUCGGCGUUUAUCUUGAAGAAAAGAAGCUCAAGUUCUCUGCUGAUGGGCAGGGAGCCAGAGGACAAAACAAGUAUGGGUUCAACCUGGACUUCCAUUCUGAGGUCGAUCCUGACGAAAGCGAUUACAAAGUCAUUGACAGACAAGUGGAUUUUGUCUUGAUUAAAAAGUCCAAUGCCUGGUGGCCGAGGCUGACCGGCCAGCCACAAAAGCCGCCAUGGCUCAAGAUAGAUUUUGAUAAAUGGAAGAGCGAAGACACGGAAGAAGUCGAGGAGGCCAUGCGAGAUAUUUGUCAAGACUAUCCGGAUAUGUAUGAUUAUUUGCACAAAGAGGAGUUUGGUUACAGAAAAGAAGAUGUGAAAAAGGUCUAUCUUAUUCUUUACAAUUUAUUCCAGUGUAUUGGCUUUAUGUGCAUUUUUUCCGUUAUGGCUGUUAAAUAUUAUCGUGAUGGACCAGAUUCAAUGAAGGAUACUUAUGAAAAUGUUGGCAACCCCAUGAAGUUCAUUCAACUUUUAAUGUUUUUAGAAGUUAUGCACCCACUGUUCGGUUACACCAAGGGAAGUGUAUUAGCUAGUUUAUUACAAGUUGGUGGUCGUGCAUUCAUAUUAUUUGGUAAUAUUGAAGCUGAGCCAAGAAUGCAGGUGAAGCCAGUUGUGUUUUAUCUUUUCUUAGUAUGGACUAUGGUAGAAGUGGUUAGAUAUCCUUAUUACUUGACAAAACUUCUUAAUAUUAACAUGCCCGUUUUAAAAUGGUUAAGGUACACCAUUUGGAUACCCCUAUAUCCCCUAGGUUUUGUAUUUGAAGGGAUAAUAGUUUUAAGAAAUAUUCCUUAUUUUGAGGAAACUGAAAGAUUUAGCAUUCAUAUGCCUAACUUCUGGAAUAUUGGAUUUUACUAUCCAACCUUUUUAAGAUUAUAUUUACUCAUGUUUUGUAUUCCUGGUAUAAUUUUUGUGAUGAGACACAUGAAUGCCACUCGUUCUAAACAACUCAUCAAGAAGAAAAUAAAAAAGAAAUAACUUAUUUACAAAAAUUUUUGAAUAACCAAAAAAAACUGAAUCAAAAAAACUUUAAAUAAUUUAAGAAGCUUGAUAAUUGAAAAACAUGAAAAAAAUUUAUUUGACCAAAGUAUCGUUAAUAUGAGCAUUUGAACAAAGAUGUGUACAAUUCCUGGACAGUGAAAGCUGUAGUUUUAAUAUAAUUAUCGUCUGAAGUAGAAAUUUUUUUUAAGUCAAGAGCUUUAUAGAAUACUUAUUAUACUUACAUGUCAGUGUGCAUAACAGAGGUGUUUUUAGUAAAACUAAAAAACUUACUUUAAAUGGGAAGAUACGUGAUUGAUAGUCAACCAAAAACUGUUUACAUUUAUCUUUAAUUGUUAUUUACAUAAAUAAAUUUUUAUAACAUAUAAAACAGCUCUAAGUCACAAAGAAAAAAAAAAUUCUUUGAAGCAUUAAUACUGGUGCACAUGUAUUCGUCAAUGACGUUUUAAACAUUUUUUUCUUAUUUUUUAAUUAUAAACCAUCGUUCAAGUUCUAUAAGGAACAUCAUUCUGAUAAAUUACAACUUUUUUUUCUGUAUUCGAAUUCAGCUGGACAAUUAAAAUUAGGGCUAUACAAGCCUCUAGAUACCUUAAGACCCAAAAUUGAAUGGCUGCAGGUUUGGAUUUAAAGGUAACUUAGUUGUAAGAUAUCUUGGGUAUAACAAGCAGUCUGGCACUGUCAUUGGUAUCAUGGAUAUAAAAAUACUUCUCCAGUGCUUUGGAAUUCGUGUCCUGAGUUUCGAGAAACUGUCUCAAACUGCUUUCCCAAAAAAUUUUAUAGAAUACCGAUCCUGACGAUAAAUGUAAGCAACCGUGAGCGUGGCGAUCUUUUUCAUAAAUUUUGUCACUUGCUUACGUGAAAAACUUUAGCAGUCCAGACUACUUGAGGAAAACAUGUUUCUGUUAAAGGCAGUAAAUAACUUGUACCGUUUGAAAAAUAAAAUACUUGAUCUACA
Molecule: messenger RNA, 2180 nt
Organism: Copidosoma floridanum
Lineage: Eukaryota; Metazoa; Arthropoda; Insecta; Hymenoptera; Encyrtidae
Gene: Hacd2
Product: 3-hydroxyacyl-CoA dehydratase 2
Biological process (GO): fatty acid elongation; very long-chain fatty acid biosynthetic process; sphingolipid biosynthetic process
Cellular component (GO): endoplasmic reticulum membrane
Molecular function (GO): 3-hydroxyacyl-CoA dehydratase activity
Source: RefSeq, a predicted model, not a curated record